Hippocampus comes (tiger tail seahorse) is the source of this 2466-nucleotide messenger RNA. Its product is annotated as carbonic anhydrase 4-like. The coding region runs from base 174 to 1928 and encodes 584 amino acids. Gene Ontology annotation, molecular function: zinc ion binding; carbonate dehydratase activity. The record is from RefSeq and is a predicted model, not a curated record. Lineage: Eukaryota; Metazoa; Chordata; Actinopteri; Syngnathiformes; Syngnathidae. The transcript has 17 exons. Gene Ontology annotation, cellular component: plasma membrane.
UUGUCAUUGUACACAGUGAGGGACCCCUCCCUUCAACAUCCCUCCCACUCUCGAUCACAUCGCCGGAUCGCCACACAUUUUCCAUUUGGGCGUGCGUUCGUGUUCCCGAAUAGAUCCACGUAGGCGAUAUAUCCUUGUUUCCCAACAUCGGGGCUCGAGGCCCGAUUGCCAAGAUGCGUCGCUCCCUGAUUGCGCUGUGCCUGAAUGUGUUCAUCCAUCACGCUGCCACAAACGCAGAUAGCUGGUGCUACACGGGCUGCGAGCACACGCCCGACCACUGGCAAGAUCUGGACGGCUCUUUCUGCGGGGGUCAAAGGCAGUCCCCCGUCAACAUCCUGAGCGGCCACGUCGAGAGGGACGCGACGCUCGGCAGCUUCUCUUUUGUGAACUUCUCUUCUCGGAAUGCCUUCAGGGCCAUCGUCAACACUGGACAUACAGCCAAAUUCUUACUGAAGGACAAUGAGGUGGAACUGAGCGGGGGUGGACUCAAUGGCACCUAUUCCACCAUCCAACUCCAUUUCCACUGGGGCGACACCGAGCACCAUCCCGGCUCAGAGCACGCCAUCGACGGCCACAGACACCCAAUGGAGAUGCACAUUGUGAGUCUGAAGAAAGGUCUGUCAGUAGCGCAAGCCCUGGAAGAUUCAGCCGGCAUCGCCGUUCUUGGCUUCUUCAUCAGGGCGACCGAAGAUGAAAAUUUGUCAAAUCCUUGGAGUGCCUUGACCUCUUACCUUCUGAAAAACACAGGCACCGAAGUCAACGUGACGCACGCCAUCUCCAUCGACGAUCUCAUCGGCGAUGUGAAUCUGACCAAAUACUUCCGCUACAUGGGCUCGCUGACCACGCCCUCCUGUCAUCAAGUGGUAGCCUGGACGGUAUUUCAGGAGCCUAUCAGCGUGAAUAAAAUUCUGCUGCAACAGUUUCCGCUCAAGACGGGCCUCACCAACGUCUACCGCCCGGUGCAAGACCUCCACGGACGCCAAGUGUUUUCUUCCGCCGCUCUUCUUCUCCCACCCAGUCACGUUUGGUGCUACGACGACAACUGCGAGUUCAGUCCUGCCAAGUGGCACCUUCUGCCCAACUCGCACUGCGACGGCGAGCGCCAGUCGCCGGUCAACAUCGAAGCAAAGAAAGCCGUGAAGGACGAGCGCCUCGACGGCUUCGCCUUCACCAAGUUUGACGACAAACAUGUCAUCGAGUACAUCACAAAUACAGGCCAUACAGUCAAGUUUGUACUGAAGGAGGGGGCGAUGGAGGUGUCCGGCGGGGGCCUGGGUCACGUCUACUCCGCUCUCCAGUUCCACUUCCACUGGGGUUCCUCAAACCCCAACUCGGAAGGCUCCGAGCAUACGCUCGAUUCCAAAAGAUUCCCCAUGGAGGUGCACAUAGUGAACAAGAGGAAGGAUUUAACUCUGGAGGAGGCGGUAAACACCACAACUGGCCUGGCGGUGUUGGGAUUCUUUAUUGAGGCUGCAACAAUUCCCAAAAGUCGGGAUGCUGCUGAGCAACAUGAAGAUUCCCAUGACUCCCCUGAUGACUCGUCUGAUGAGUCAAUGACUGGCUCCUGGAAAGCACUCAGCAGCUACCUGGCAGAGAUACAAAGCAUCGGCUCCCGGGUGGAGGUGACGGAGGAGCUGUCUCUCGCCGGGCUGCUCGGCGACGUGGACCUGGCCUCUUACUACCGCUACAACGGCUCCUUAACCACCCCCUCCUGCAACGAAGCGGUGAUCUGGACCGUCUUUAAAGAUUCGAUUAAGGUGGAUCGCAGCCUGCUGACCACGUUCCCGAACCGCAGCGGCUUUGGCGACGUCUUCCGGCCCCCGCAGAGUCUUCGCGGCAGGGAAAUUUACACCACGGCGACGGGCGGCGCCCUCGCACCCGCCAUCUUCUUUCUGGCGCUGGUCCAACUCUGUGGCUUUCUCCUGUGAUUGCAAACUCCCGUGUACUUCCUGAUCGAUAUCCGAUGUAGAGUUUUGCAAGGGUUUUCGCGGAUCGCGGCAGUCAGCGUCAGGAUCGCGGGUGAAUUAUCGGGACUGUUUGUGCCCUUGAUCGGUCAAUCAUAUCAAGACCUGCAAUUGUUACGGACGCUGAUAAAUCUUCUGCAAGGUGUGAGGUGGUGUGGGCCGCAAUUCAUAAAAUCAAAUGCAAUGAUUGAAACAUAGUACAUGGAAUGGCAAAGUAGGGCAACGUUUGGGAUACUUUUCAUACAGUCACCUUUGUCUUUGACUUGCACCGCUUCCGAGAUGUGUUCUCGGUCCAAUCAGAUUUCAGCCUUGCCGUGUCAAUAUCGUCUGCUCGGGACCUUCAGAAUCAAUCGUCAUGCGCAACGUCGCUUAAAAAUUUCUCAGGUCAGCAAAGAAACGCUUUCUAGCUAGCUUUUGGUUGUACUCCCCCUCCUCCCCCGUAAACCGCAUUCUUUUUCGUCCAGGGUGAAUCUCUCCACACGCACGCGCGCGCACACAAAGA